GUAUUAUUAAAGUUUUCCAAUUGACAAUUUUCGGCUAUGACUGUCUCGUACACCGCUGAGGUGGCAACCUGCAGUCACUUCGGCUGUUUCUGGAAGCUUUUGAUGAGAUGGCGUGCGAGCAUCUACAAGAUUAUUUGGGUCGAUCUGCUGGCAUUUCUGUCCUGCUAUUACAUAACUGCGAUGGUGUACCGAUAUGCGCUCAGGAAAGAGGAUAAGCCUAUUUUCGAGGACAUUGUGAUGUACUGUCACAGCUACAGCAACCUGAUUCCGCUGUCCUUCGUGUUGGGCUUUUAUGUGGGGAUAAUCAUAGAGCGCUGGUGGAGUCAGUAUAUCACGGUUCCCUGGCCCGAUCCCUUGGCUGUUUAUGUGAGUGCCCUAGUGCGUGGCCAGGAUGAACAUGGUCGUCUGAUGAGACGCACUAUCAUGAGAUAUGUGUGUUUGGCCUUGACCAUGGUGCUAUCGAUGAUAUCGCCCGUUAUAAAGCGUCGUUUUCCCACCUAUGACCAGUUGAUCGAAGUGGGGCUGCUGAAUGCAAACGAGGCGAACAUCAUAAGGGCAAUGGACGUCAAGUUUCCCAAGCACCCCAAGUACUGGAUGCCCAUCGUCUGGGCCGCCAGCAUUGUGACAAGAGCCCGAAAGGAGGGACGCAUCUGGGAUGACUUCUCCCUGAAGUCCAUGAUCGAUGAGCUGAACAAAUUCCGAGCUGGAUGCAAUAUGCUCAUUCACUACGACACGAUCUCAGUGCCACUGGUCUACACGCAGGUCGUAACUCUGGCCGUAUACUCGUACUUCGUGGCCUCGAUUUUCGGUCAUCAGUGGAUUGAUAAGGACACCAAACACUACAACAAUGUGGUUUCUUUUUACUUUCCAUUAUUUAGUACCCUGGAGUUUUUCUUUUUCAUGGGCUGGCUGAAAGUGGCCGAAACCCUGAUUUGUCCCUUUGGCGAUGAUGACGAUGACUUUGAACUGAACUGGCUGAUCGAUCGGAACCUGCAGGUCAGUUACUUGAUCGUGGACGAGAUGCACAACGACCAUCCGCAAUUGGUGAGGGAUCAGUAUUGGGACGAGGUGUUCCCCAACGAACUGCCCUAUUUGGUGGAGGCUGAGAGGGCCGAGCAUCCAGAGGCAUCCACCGCUCGGUUGGGCAUCCCGAAAGUCGUCCACGGCCAACAAUCAGUAAAGAGCGAAGUCAGUUCGGAGAUCGAUUACACCGAGUUUGAAGAGGACGAAGCCAAUCCUGAAGUAAUGAUCCGAUUUGCCGGUCGUGCUUUUAGUUUGAGCUCCGUUUCGGUUAAGUAUUCCUCGGAAAGUCAAGACACGCUAAGUUUUGACGACAUGGGCGGCGAGGAGUUGGAAGGUGGCGAGGUGGAUUCGAGGACUCUGGGUUCUGGCAGCAAGGACGACUUCGAGCUACUGAGGGAAUCGCGAAAAAGGGAGCGAAUGAACAGGCAGCUCCAGCAGGCCGCCCUCGCCAUGGAGCUGAUGAAGGGAGAGCUGGCUUCGAAUACCGGAUCGGCAACGGGAUCGAGUCGAAGUAAUGUCCCACAAAAGAACUCGGAGGUUCAGACCGACAGGAGCUUCAUUAGCCAGCGGAAGAAGGACAAGGAUAAGGACAAGGAGACUGAUAAAUAGAAAAGGAAAAAUGUGAAUACGAACAAGAAACAGUCAAUAAUAUAA
This is a messenger RNA of Drosophila rhopaloa, 1677 nucleotides long. RefSeq names its product bestrophin-4. The transcript has 4 exons. NCBI's taxonomy places the organism in Eukaryota, Metazoa, Arthropoda, Insecta, Diptera, Drosophilidae. The record is from RefSeq and is a predicted model, not a curated record. Gene Ontology annotation, molecular function: chloride channel activity.